AUGGAAAAGAACAUCUGCUAUCGGCAACGAAGGAGAAAAGAAGUCGUCUACGACGAUUGCGUACUCGAGGACUCCCUGUCCCAAGGUGACUGGCACAUCGAGGAGGACCCAAACGUGGACUACGAGAUGCUGCUCAGAGGAUUACGAGCCUGUGCUGAACGUGCCUCGAAGUCGCGCACGACAAACAUGGAUCGAAUUUCGAAGACCACCAAGGAAUUCUUGGAAAGAAGAAGGGCUUUGAGGCUUGAUCCGAAUGCAUCGCACAUUGAGCGGUUAGUAGCAAACACUAGCUGCAGAGAAGCGUUGCAGGAGGAUCUUUUGAAGUACAGGCAGAAGAAGAUUCUAGAAGCAGCACAAAGAAGAACGAGUCUAAAGAAGUGCCGCAGGGAUCUCCGCGAAUAUAAUAUUCCGCUAGCAACCUUGCUGAGCGAAGGCGGGACUCGCACGUCUUCUCGUCGUGAGAUGGAAAUCAUUACGGAGAGGUUCUACUCGAACCUUUUCCGUUCAUCAACUCCUGUGUCAAGCCCAAUCAUCCCCACUGGCGAAGCUCCACCACGGAUUCUCCCUUCGGAAGUACGAGUCGCUAUUAAGAGCAUGGAACCUGGCACAGCCCCCGGACCUGAUUUUAUAUCAGCAGACUUUCUUCGGACUGGUGGCCAUCCGCUUCAUGUAAUCUUAGCAGCGCACAUGACAUCCUAUCUUCAGAAAGAAAGGAUCCCAGACCAGUGGAAGACCUCGCGAACCGUUCUUAUCCAUAAGAAAGGUGACCGAGAGGACCUUCGGAACUACCGUCCGAUAUGCUUGCUGAGCGUGUUAUACAAAGUAUUCACCAAGAUCAUCCUCACACGCAUAUCUAGGACGCUGGAUGAAGCCCAGCCUCAAGAACAAGCUGGAUUCCGCCAAGGGUUCAGCUGCUUGGACCACAUCCAGACCGUGUCGAGGGUCAUAGAGGUUUGCCGGGAAUACCGCCUGCCCCUUGUUCUGACCUUCGUCGACUAUGAGAAAGCCUUUGACAGCGUAGAAACGAAUGCAAUACUGUCAGCGCCGGUCGAUCAAGGUGUGGACGCGUCGUAUGUGAGGACAUUAGCCAAUUGCUACGAACGAUGCACGACUAGGAUACAGCUUUUCCACCGCCCUCUCACCAUACCCAUUGGAAGAGGGGUACGACAAGGCGAUACUAUAUCGCCGAAGCUGUUCACGGCUGCAUUGCAAUGGAUAAUGAAAUCACUAUCCUGGGAAGACAUCAUACGUAUUGAUGGAAGAUUUCUCUCCAACCUUCGUUUCGCGGACGACAUCGUUCUCUUUUCGAGCAGUACCAAUAAAGCAGAAACAAUGCUCAACGAAUUGAACGAAGCAGGGAAGAGAAUAGGACUACGAAUAAACAGAAAGAAGACACAGUUCAUGAAGAACGCCCACUGCGAGGACGGAGGAGUACAACUUGAAGGCUCCCAAAUCGUGGAAACUCCGUAA
Necator americanus (New World hookworm) is the source of this 1470-nucleotide messenger RNA. RefSeq lists its product as uncharacterized. The coding region runs from base 1 to 1470 and encodes 489 amino acids. The transcript has a single exon. Lineage: Eukaryota; Metazoa; Nematoda; Chromadorea; Rhabditida; Ancylostomatidae. The record is from RefSeq and is a predicted model, not a curated record.